UUCUUCUCCAUGGUUUGCAACAAGAGGUUAAAUAACCAGAAAGGGCCUUUUAAGGCCCUUUUGUACAAAGCCCAUAAAUGGUUAAUUGAAUUUAGCCCAUAUUUGGACUAUCCUCUUUCCUUUCUUCCGCUCCCAUUUCUUAGCAGAGAGACAGAAAUUUUAAAACCAGGUAAGAGUGAGGUAGAAGGGGACGGAGGAGAGCGAGAAAGAGUACGGCAAAUAUGCAACUAAAUGUGAUAAAGAGGCUGACUACACAGCCCCAUAUGGGAAUUAUUAGGUGGAACCGUUCCUACAGUUCAGUACCAGUCUCUUCUCCUCCUCAGCAACAUAAUGCAGAUUACCAAGAACUGUAUAACCUUCUUCAAUCAGGCAAAACCUCAAUGGAUAUCAAAACUCUGAGUAAAAUCCAUUCAAGAAUUAUUACAUUUAGUUAUGGUACCAGUCCGUCUCUUAUGGCUUCUUUGAUGUUGAAAUAUGUGCAUUGCAAUUGCCGUAGUAUUGUUUAUAAAGUUAUUGAUCAAGUUUUCUGUUGGAGUAUUGAUUUGGUGGAGUUGAAUUUGAUCAUUGAUAAGUUAAUGAGAACGGAAAAUUAUAGGGUUGCCAAAAUGGUUUUUAAUAAAAUGCCUGCACGAGAUGUGGUUACAUGGAACACGAUGAUUGGAGGUUAUGUUAGAAAAGCACGAUUUGAGGAGGCAUUGAGACUUUUUAGAUUUAUGAAUAAAUCCAACGUUGAGCCCGAUAAAUAUACAUUUGCAUCAGUUAUAAAUGGGUGUGCAAAACUUGGAGCCCUUAAACAUGCUCAGUGGGUGCACGAGUUGUUGAUUGAGAAAAGAAUUGAGUUGAAUUUUAUUUUGAGUUCAGCAUUGAUUGAUAUGUAUUCCAAGUGCGGUAAAAUUCAGACUGCCAAGGAGAUUUUUGAUGGUGUCCAACGCAACAAUGUUUGUAUUUGGAAUGCAAUGAUCAGUGGUUUAGCAGUUCAUGGGCUUGCUUUAGAUGCAAUCAAAGUCUUUACAAGGAUGGAGGUGGAAAAUGUUUUGCCUGAUUCUAUAACUUUUCUUGGAAUUUUAACAGCAUGUAGCCAUUGUGGUUUGGUUAAAGAAGGUCGCAAAUACUUUGAUUUAAUGAGAAGUCGAUAUUCGGUUCAGCCACAUAUUGAGCAUUACGGAGCCAUGGUUGAUCUCUUGGGUCGAGCUGGGCUUCUAGAAGAGGCGUUUGCCAUGAUCAAAUCAAUGCCAAUGGAACCAGAUGUUGUUAUAUGGAGGGCACUUCUUGGUGCCUGUAGAACAUACAAGAAGCCAGAACUGGGUGAAGCAGCCAUGGCAAAUAUAUCUCGUCUCAGGAGUGGAGAUUAUGUCUUGUUGUCAAAUAUCUACUGCUCUCAAAAGAUAUGGGAUACUGCACAGGGAGUGUGGGAAAUGAUGAAAAAGAAGGGAGUUCAUAAGGUCCGGGGAAAGAGUUGUUUUGAGUGGGCUGGUUUUCUUCACCCAUUUAAGGCAGGUGAUAGAUCACAUCCUGAAACAGAAGCAAUAUACAAAAUGUUGGAAGGAUUAAUCCAGAGAACAAAGCUGGCUGGAUAUGUGCCCACAACAGACUUAGUUACAAUGGAUGUCUCUGAAGAGGAAAAGGAGGGAAAUUUGUAUCAUCACAGUGAAAAGUUGGCGUUGGCCUAUGGGAUCCUCAAGACUACCUCUGGAGCAGAAGUUAGGAUUUCAAAGAACCUCCGAAUCUGUUAUGACUGUCACAAUUGGAUAAAAAUAGUUUCAAGACUUUUAAGCAGAGUUAUUAUUGUAAGGGAUCGGAUUCGAUUUCACCGGUUUGAAAAUGGUUUAUGUUCUUGUGGAGACUAUUGGUAGUAGUUCCUUAAAAUUCUUGAUAAAAUAUUUGGUGCUUUUAUGUAGUUCCACAACUCAAUAAGCAGAGGUGGCUUGGUUAAUCUAUACCAAUGACAUCCACAAUUUGCAUUCCAAUGAACAAAUUACUGUGAAGUUCAGGAGUUGCUUGGAUGUUAAUGAAAUGAUAUGAUUCUGCUGAGAACACAGUUGGUCGUUCACAAAUUUGGGUGAGAUAGCCUGAAUUUGUUGCUUGAAAUAGAAGUCAAGUUUACUUGGAACUAACAGCACUAGGAGGAAUUUGCUUAGAUUGAGCCUAUGGAAUUGGGACUUGCCAAAAUUUGCAAUAUCUGGUAGCUGAAAUUUGAUCACAGGAAGAGUUUAAAGGAUUGGCAUUGAUUAGAGCUAGCCCAAUUAAACUUUUGGAGGAUGCACAUGUGAAAUGGAUGUUCUGUCAUUGACAGGUUCAAGUGGAUGUGGAACAGAUUUGCAUGAACCUCACAACACCUAAUUGAAAACAUUCAGCAAGGUGUGUCAAUCUUUACAAGUUGAAUGUUUAUAAUUGUAUAUUUUGUUCUCAUUGAAAUUAGUUUACUAAUCCUGAUGUUUUUUGUUCCUUGUGCCCUUUUGCCAUUACCUAAACAGCUACUUUCUUUGUGUUGUGAGACGUGAAGUUUGUGAUUGAAAUUUUGCUUUUAUCAGAAAUGAUGAAUGAUUCAUCAUGAAGCUGAGGAAAUCAAGCUUGGAUUAGACUUAUCCUAUAAAUAAGGAACUUAUAUGUAGCUAGUGAUUCAAUGAUUACUAGCAAGACAUGCAAAGUUAUUAGAUUAGUUAGAGACAUCAUUUAUAAGUUUGAGAAUAUGUGAUAUUGUGUAUACAGAGCAAAAUCACCUGCUGGGCUCCCCUGCAAUCCUUUGUUAGAUGAUAAUAGAUAGGAACCAGUUAUAUCUGGUGUUCUUAAA
Populus nigra (black poplar) is the source of this 2791-nucleotide messenger RNA. Its product is annotated as pentatricopeptide repeat-containing protein At5g50990. NCBI's taxonomy places the organism in Eukaryota, Viridiplantae, Streptophyta, Magnoliopsida, Malpighiales, Salicaceae. The record is from RefSeq and is a predicted model, not a curated record. Gene Ontology annotation, biological process: RNA modification. Gene Ontology annotation, molecular function: protein binding; RNA binding; zinc ion binding. The transcript has 2 exons. Bases 222 to 1853 code for a protein of 543 amino acids.